CCAAACACACAUCUUCGUGCCCGCAAGGACCUGUCGCAACAUGCCAAAAGGCUGAAAUUAUACCUGGAGUUGCGUAAAACUACCAGACGCCUCGCGAUAACGGAUAUCAACCUUUUGUAAUCGCGACCCAGAAAGCGAACAUGCAAGCCGCACUCGAACCCUUCCACCAGGCCUACGCCAGUGGGCUGGUAGAGCAUGUCUCAGCCUUCUUUAGUCCAAUUCCGCCGUCGCAAGAUCCCGGUCGACUAUAUGAAUUCUACCGUGCAUCAAGCGAAGACAAGGUCGAAGGCGACGUGCGUUAUGGGUUCAGGUACAACAAGAACACGCGUAUGACCAACAAAGAGAGCGGUGCUUGGAUUGAGAUUAUUACCUGUUUCUGGCGCGCCAUCAAUCAGGUUAUAAAGGCGGAUGAGGCAGCAAACCAGGGAAGACUUGGUGAACAUCAAUACAUUGCUGUAUAUGAUACAUGGAAGGACUUGACCAGCAACCUCAUCAAGCAUAUAACAGCUGGCGUGCUACCAUCAUGGGCCAUAUUCGUCUUGUACUCCACCGCAAAUCAUCUUAGGAAGAUAGCUAUCAAAGCAGAUGAGCACUUGGCCAAAUCGAAAUCAGCAACACUCAACACCAGCUUCUCAGACGAUAUCGUGACCACGGUUCCUCAAAACCAGAAGCUCGAGGAGGCAGCCAGAGUGUUUAACAGGAUAUUCGCCCUUUGCCUAGGUGACAGGAACCCACACCCUGUAGAGACGCGCAAGUGGGGUGUUUACUGCAUAGCCAACCUCCAGUUCAAGACGUACUUUAAGUUGAAAGCCAUUAGCCUGUCGAAGAACGUCGUACGAUCGAUCGAAGCACAGUCCGACCUACCUCCCUUUAAAGACUAUCCGCGAGCGCACCAAGUGACUUACAAAUACUAUCUAGGGGUAUUAUCAUUUCUGCAGGAAGAUUAUGUCAAGGCAGAGAUCAGUUUGCAAGAAGCAUGGCGGUCUUGCUUGCCAAGUGCUCAACAUAACAAAUCACUCAUUCUCACAUACCUCAUACCCUGUCGCCUCAUCACACAACACAUUCUCCCGACCGCCGCCCUUCUCGCUGAAGCCCCUCGUCUAGCACGCAUAUUCGGCCCUAUUGUAUCAUGUAUCAAACGAGGCGAUCUUACAGGCUUUGACAAAGCUCUCGCAGACGGCGAACCCGAACUGGUCAAACGGCGUAUAUUCCUCACCAUGGAGCGAAGUCGCGACAUCACCCUGCGCAAUCUCCUCCGCAAAGUCUACCUAGCCGGUGGCUACGACGAGCUAAAAGAGGGACAAACAGAACAGCAAAGAAUAAGGAAGUCACGCGGCGAAGCAGCGCAGUCUGAGAUGAGAGUAGAGUGUCUAUUGGCGAACCAAAUCUACAAGGGCCUCAUGAAAGGCUACAUCUCACGCGAGCACAACAUGGUCGUCAUGAACAAAAAGGGUGCAUUCCCCGGAACAGGUGUCUGAUGCCUAAACUUCUGCCUAUCCUUACAAAUGUAGCACCCAUCAGCCAGCUUCGGCUGCCUACCCACCAAGCCUUCUCACUGGCUACAGAUGCAUGUGCACGCAGCCUCGUAGCAAUACAAGUGCGAUCGAGAUUCACGUGGCUGUUACCUCAUCAGCCAGCUAGCGUAGCGUGAUGUAACGGAAACGAUAGUCUAAAAAAUCCUAUCAAUGU
Pyrenophora tritici-repentis Pt-1C-BFP is the source of this 1689-nucleotide messenger RNA. RefSeq names its product COP9 signalosome complex subunit 12. Gene Ontology annotation, biological process: poly(A)+ mRNA export from nucleus. Gene Ontology annotation, molecular function: RNA binding; double-stranded DNA binding. Lineage: Eukaryota; Fungi; Ascomycota; Dothideomycetes; Pleosporales; Pleosporaceae. The record is from RefSeq and is a predicted model, not a curated record.